AUGGAUGAUACUUUGUACCCCUUGAGCUCGGGUCUCAACUUGGCUUGCCGCAAGAAUAUACAAGGUCCAUCUGACUAUUGCCGUUUCUAUCUUCCUAGAUAUUUGCUUAAUAAGCCGCCGCCGCUGCUGCUGCUGCUGCUGCUAUUAUUUUGUUACCGGAAAAUGGAAGCCGUUGGCAGGUCCAGCGAAGCCAAGUAUGAGUGCCUGCUCUUUGACAUGGAUGAUACUUUGUACCCCUUGAGCUCGGGUCUCAACUUGGCUUGCCGCAAGAAUAUACAAGAGUUCAUGUUGCAACACUUGCAAAUUGAAGAAAAUGAAGUGCNAGCAACAUGGGGGUGA
This is a messenger RNA of Ilex paraguariensis (yerba mate), 339 nucleotides long. The record is from the annotation of a GenBank genome assembly. NCBI's taxonomy places the organism in Eukaryota, Viridiplantae, Streptophyta, Magnoliopsida, Aquifoliales, Aquifoliaceae.